GCCCUGUUUUUCACUCGACAAUACCUCCCUAAACCAUACCUUAAUUCUUCGUGGAUAUCAGAGACAAUAUACCACUGGAAAGUUGCUGGAAAUCGGCAAACCUCCCGCAGAACCGCCCUUUAUCCUCAACUCUCUGGAAUUUUUGUAAAAAACAGUUCCUAAUUAAACUUAUAUUACGAUGAAGGUGUGGAAAAGAUUAGCAAAAAAAUCCGAGACCCCUGCGAUGCUUCUCGGGGUGGUUUGGGGUGCAGUGAAGUGCCUAUGUCGGUUAUGAGCGGAUUUCCGCAAGUGGACUCGUUGAUAUUUGUGAGGACUAAGUGAAGUUUCAAUUUUAAUCAUCAAUUUUAUCAGAUGAAUUAUUGCAAACAUUGGGGCUUCUUCUAUUAGUGGACUGUCGGAUGAAGCGUUGUUGAUGAGAGGGGGGAAUUAGUGAGUGACUCAACUACUUGAAGAGCCUAUCAUUAUCAUCACGAGAACAUCGAUAGACACCCAGAGAUUAAUAUUGCAGAUUGAUAUGUGGUUUACUCAGGGGUUGAGAGAUUAUUUUGAGGUAGAAUGAGUGUUUUUGGAGAUUUUCAGAGGGUUUGGGUGGAGAGAUUUCCAGACUCUGCACUUCCUGCCGCGUGGGAAGAGGAUGUGAGGGCGAAUUUGAUAAAACACAAGCAAAAGGUUGCAAGCUUGAGGGAAGAACUAGAGAAGGAAAAAUUCUACGUGGAGUACCUGGAAAGACUCCUUGCAGAUGUUGAACAGCACAAAAAGCUCGCGGAGAAGUCUGUGGGCUCUCUACUCGCUCCAAAACCCCCGGAAUCACCAUCCCAUCAGCGACAAUCAGAGAGACAUCCCCUGGAGCCAUCGAAACCUGAGGAAUCUCCCACAGAUUCGACGAUCCCACCUCUACCAGUCCGUCAGGACAUCAGCAAACUACAGGAUAAAUGUGUGUCCGAAUUGAGUUCCUCGUUAUACUCUUCACGACGUCCAAAAUCUGAAAUUCCGAAGAGCCCGGCGAAAAUACUCGCUAAUCCUAGGCGAAAUAGUGAUCCGGAUAUUCCUAGUAAUUAUGUAACUGUUAUCGAGGUUACGGGCAAUUCAAAACGAGAGAAACUUGAGAAUGAUGUUAAGGAGGAGCCGGAGAAGGAUGGACAUGAGAAGUCCACUGAGGAAGCUGAAGACGGUGAUGGUGAAGCCUCCGAAGAAGAGCCUUAUUACGACUCAGUGGCCCUCGACCAAACCGGCGAGUACGUCUACAUUGACGCGCGAAGUCCUCCCCUCAACCCCGACAAACAACCCCGUCGACCCCCCUCCCUCCCCGAUUCACCAGGAAACCGGUCUAACUACGUGAAUAUCGAUUACUUCAUUCAACAUCGCGCUCAAAUUGACUCUGAAGACGAUGAAGCCUCGAACUCAGCACCAGCGAUUCUCCUCCGCGCGCUGUCAACAGACAACGAGACCGGUAGUUCCGACGCCGAGCCCUUGAGUCUCUCCGAGGGAUCCCUUGAAUCGCCGACACCGACAACCCCGCGAAAACCAUCGAAAGACCCGGACAAUCGCGACACCGACCGCCAAUCAAUGGUGAAAUGCAUUGUCAACUCUGUCGUCGAUUCCGAAACGAUUUACGUCGAAUGCCUCAACGUAAUGCUUCAGUAUAUGAAGGCUAUUCGAGCGACCUUGACGACCUCACAACCCGUCAUCUCCGAGGAAGAGUUCCAAACGAUGUUCUACAAAAUUCCGGAACUCCACGCCCUCCACCACAAAUUUCUCGACGAGCUCCGCUCCAAAUUGGAGAAAUGGGACUCGAAGACCUCCAUUGGAGAGCAGUUCAAGGUCAUGGCUUCUAACAUAAACCUCUACGGGGCAUUUUUGCAUAACUAUGCACGAGCAACGGACACGGUGCGCCGGUGCUCCACCAACAGCUCACAAUUCGGCGAUAUCACUCGGGACAUUCGGCUCAAGAGUUCUCCGAAGAGUCCGGGACUGUCCCUAGAGGAUCUUCUGCACAAACCCGUCGCUCGGGUUCAAAAAAAUGCCCUAGUGCUUCAUGACUUGCUGAAACAUACGCCCGUAAGUCACUCGGAUCACGCACCGUUGAGCGAGGCUCUCGCCAUGACACGUAACUUCCUGGACGAGUUCAACAUCAUCCAGACAAAAUCCAUGUUCCCUAGUCACGACCGCGCUCAGAGACGUCUAGUGAAGAACUCGUUCAUCGUGGAGCUUGCAGACGGCCACCGAAAACUCCGUCAUCUCUUCCUCUUCAACGACGUCAUAGCUUGCGCCAAGUACAAGGCAUCGGGACGGGAUAAAUUCACGUUUGAGCUGAAGUGGUACGUACCUGUGAGCGAAGCCCUCGUAACGGAAGAUGGUAUUGAGCCGCGGGAGAAUUCUCCAGCGAAUGUUGUCUCGUUGCGAUCACAAGCGUGCACCGUUAGAGAUCAGAUACUCUGGGAGGAGAGAAACGAUGAGAAGAAAAAUCGCUCCCAGAGAUUCUCGGAGAAAAACAGGAAGAAACUUGCGGAACUUGAGGCUCAGCUAGUGCUCGCCAGUCCAAAUUUGGUGAUGAGAGUGUCGCAGAGGCAAGCGAGAACACAGAAUUGUUACACGUUCUUUUUGUCGAGUGAGUUUGAACGGGGCCAGUGGAUCGAGGCGGUGGAGGCAUUGCAGCAGGGGGGAAUGCCCCCAGGAAGUCUUCCAUUGUCCAUGUAUGAGCUACAAGCGUGGGUAACCGCGUGCAGAACUUAUCUGCAAACGGAUAUGGGCUCUUACUUGAUGCGAUCCGGACGAGAUGAGAGUCUUCUCCUCGGCGAUCUUCAUCUCACGCUUCUAGGACUGAUACCCCCGGGUGUGGAGCGGGUGGGGGAUCUGUUCGUUGUGGUGGAAGUUGAUAGCUAUGGGCACUACUUCAAGAGGGCUAAGAGCAAAAUUGCUAGAGGACAGGCACCAACUUGGGGGGAGACUUUCGUGGUGGAGCUCGAGGGGAGCCAGAACCUCAGGGUUUUGUUGUAUGAGGAGUGCGGAGGGAAGAGCGUGCUGAGGGGUAAGUGCACUCAGAGGCUGAGCAGGAGCUGGCUUCAAGGGGAUGGUGUGGAGAGGGGACUCAAUCUUGGCCCUGCGAGUCUCGAUGUCGGAUUGAAAUUCGUUCCGAGUGAGGUCACCUUGAGGAGGGUACCUAGUGCAAAGCCGCAGGGGCUGUUUGGCGCGAAAAUUCAACAGGUUUGCAAGAGGGAAAAACGAGACGUUCCUUUCAUCAUCACAGCUUGUGUGAGGGAAGUCGAGCGACGCGGGAUGAGUGAAGUUGGCCUUUAUCGGGUUUCGGGAUCGGCUUCGGAUGUCAUGAAACUGAGGAAAUCCUUUGAGAGCAAUUCUUACGAGGCUGAACAACUAUUGAAAGAGGUCGAUGUGCACUCGGUAACUGGAGUUCUCAAGCUCUACCUCCGCGAAAUGCCAGAGGCCCUUUUCACAGACGCUCUCUACCCUGCGUACCUUGAGGCCUUCCAAACUGAUGAGCUCAACAGAGGCCUGGCUCUUCGCAGGGUCCACGAUAAUCUUCCAGGGGUUAAUAAAGCAGUCAUCGAAUUUCUACUCGCACAUCUAAGGAGAGUUAACAAACACGAAGGACAGAAUAAAAUGUCCCUGCACAAUCUUGCCACUGUCUUUGGACCCACUUUACUUAGACCUGGUACCAAUAAUUCAAGGUCAGAUCCAAAGAGCCGUGAUCCACUUGCAGCUGGAACUGUUGAUGUUAUGGCACAAGCCGGUAUUCUCUACUGCUUUCUGCAGAUGAACCGAGAGAAUCAUCAAUCACUUUAAUCUAGUCCAAAUAAUGAUUUUUAAAGGUAGUUUUUAGGUUAGAGUGACUUGGAGCAGCAAAAUCAGUUAUUUUUUAAAUGAAUGGCAUGUUUAAUAAUUUCUUGGGAUUUCCAGGAAACCGGCUGUUGAUGGGGAGUCGACGAUGACUCCAGGGGCUAGCUGAGAAAAUUUUCGAUUCCAAACCCUGGUUGUGAGGCCAUUUUGCCCCACAAUUUCUUUGGAUACAAACGAAAUGCCUUUUUCACGUUAGAACUGGAGUUUGAAAUUUUUUAUGGUCAUUAUCGCAGAAUAUGAAGCUAAAACUAGAUCUUGGAAUCGGAAAUUUUAUUGCCUGGACAGUGGAUUCGUUUUCGAUUCCAUAGCUAUUCCAAAUGGAGAAAUACCCUAAAUAAAGCGAAAAACAAAAUUUUCGCACUCAACAGUUCAGGUGAAAUUGAAGAUUUGAUAAUCUUCACAUUGAACCUGAAAUAUUUCUGUACUUCAAGGCAACAAUUUUAAUCAUUUUAUGAUAAUACACUGCUGAGACUGAUGAGCCAGUACGAUGGGACAAACCUAUGGGACAAAAAAGAGAGAAAAUACGAAGAGAAUGGAAAAUACUGAACAUUUUUAAUGAAUUUUCUAUCAAUUUUUUCAUCCUUCGAGGGUUUUAUAAAAUAUAUAGAUGAAUAUAUGUUUCGUAUUUUUACACGAAAUGAGCUGAGUGCUUUGUAUUUUCAGAAAUUAGAACGUAGGUGCCAAAAAAACCGAAAGCAUAUAUAAUCUUUUAAUGAAAUUGCAUUUUUGAAGAAACUUUACUGCAUUUGUAUUAUCACGGAUUUAUAAUGAACCAAAAUAUUACGAUUAUUACCUGAUGUGGCAGCGGAAUCCCAAAAUGUUGGAAUGCAAAUUCUGGUACAAUUUUUGUGAUGAAUUUUCGAUAAGAGAAGAAAACUUUGAUAAUUAGCUACUCGACCUCAAGAGAGAAGGAAAUCAUUCAACAAAAUUCAACUCAAUUUGCAGCUGUUAUAUCUGAUGUUCCUUAGAAAGCGAAUUUAUAAGUGGGAAAAGUCAUGUUUUGAUAAAUGCGAGGAUGGAAUGGCGUUUCAUAAGAUCUUAAGAAGUCUUAAGACAAACUUAUCCCAGAUGAGAUUGGAUUCGAAUCUGUAUUUCCUGAGGUCAUCGAGAUAUUUUCGAAGAAUCAUAAACUGAACUGUUUCACGCAUCUCAAAAAUGUUGACAAAUCAAUGAAAAAAUUGUUUACCCCUUGUCUACCGCAAAAAAAGCUUGGCUUGCCGUCCACAGAGCUGCGGACGUGUGUAUUAUAUCCUAUACAUAAUAUUCUCACCAUAAACCACCAUUAAGCAAUGAAGAAAUAUAAACAAACAUACUUAUUAAAAUAUACACAAUUUUGUGAGGACGAGUGGUGGAAGAAAAGGAAGAAAAAUUUUCUGUAAAUUUUUUUAUAUCGAGUGCGAAAAAGAUUUUAUGACAAUCGCGUAAGAUUGAUCUUUUUCAUACGAUUGUGCUACCAUUAUUAUUAAUAAAAAAAUAUUGACAGAA
Molecule: messenger RNA, 5340 nt
Organism: Diachasmimorpha longicaudata
Lineage: Eukaryota; Metazoa; Arthropoda; Insecta; Hymenoptera; Braconidae
Gene: RhoGAP1A
Product: active breakpoint cluster region-related protein
Exons: 5
Coding region: 556-3801 (1081 amino acids)
Biological process (GO): positive regulation of GTPase activity; intracellular signal transduction
Cellular component (GO): membrane
Molecular function (GO): guanyl-nucleotide exchange factor activity; GTPase activator activity
Source: RefSeq, a predicted model, not a curated record